Bombus terrestris (buff-tailed bumblebee) is the source of this 6683-nucleotide messenger RNA. It is a transcript of the gene FMRFaR, whose product is annotated as FMRFamide receptor. Gene Ontology annotation, biological process: G protein-coupled receptor signaling pathway. Bases 3643 to 4992 code for a protein of 449 amino acids. Gene Ontology annotation, molecular function: G protein-coupled receptor activity. The record is from RefSeq and is a predicted model, not a curated record. Lineage: Eukaryota; Metazoa; Arthropoda; Insecta; Hymenoptera; Apidae. The transcript has 6 exons. Gene Ontology annotation, cellular component: membrane.
GCGUUCGCGAAUGCUCUUGUGCUCGGAUCAUUCUCUUAGUGGAGCACUCAGUGCGCUGCAAGCGCUCCGAGACUGCGUGUCGACUUUACGACCUCGAACGAAGAAACGAGGGAUUCGCGAAAAUUCAUCUUUUCAAUUGCAAGCUACAAAUGUGAAAAUGAAUUUUUCAACGCGGGAACGCCGUACAAAGACUCGAAACGGAUCGUAAGAAAUUUUUCAGCGAAUCGAAAGUCCGCUUCGGGCUGGCGGGAUCGAAUUUGCGCGAUUCGCCCGGCUAAAAAAAGAAAACAAACGAGAUAGCGGCACUCGAGUAAAAUUCUGAACGAAGAUUCGGGGCAAAGUGAUAUAUCGACGGGCGUGCGACGAUAAUUUUAGAACGAAACCUUUCGUCCGGUUCCAGGUGCCAACAAAACGACAAAGAGACGUAUGAACGAACGAGUAAGGUGUAAGCGUGAUUAAAAAUUGCAUCGCGUCAAGGAAGCGAGGGACACGAAGCGUCUCUCGAAUCAUCGGUGAAAAACAGCGCUCGAAGAAUCUUGCAAAGUUCGAAAGUGUAGCCUGUGUUUGAAGAUAUCGCUGCUGGUGCAACGACGAAGCAAUAUAUACGGGAUAUCAGGAAGAAACUUUUUCGAAGGUGCGAAAAUGGAACACAGAUACGCGGCUGUUUUAAAAUAUCAUAUCGUCGCGAUAUCACCACCGCUUUUCCAAUCAAAAUUUCCUCAUGAUUAAUAUUGCGCCUAACUAUUCCCACGUUCCUACGCCUACAGUCAUUUCUAUCAAUCUUCGCUCCCUCCGACGAUGCGAUUCGCGAUGUGUUUAAGUAGGUAUAAGCAGACUCGGUGUCGUCGUUCGAGUAUCGAGUGUCCAAAUAUCAAAGCUCGAGCCUCUUAGCAAGCCGUUGCUCCGAAAAGGCGUUUUCCCUCGUUACGGAUAACCGACCCUUUUUCGAUUAUCAAGUCUGCUCGCUAUCUAGAUCGAAAUCGCGGUAGAAAUUAAUUACUAGCGUCUCGAUAACGUUUCUCGAUAACGUUCCACUUGACCACCUUUUUCUACCAGUACUCAUUCCGCUAGGAUUCGUUGGAAUUCGUUCGAUUCCUUCGCUUGUUCGUUCGGACUUUGUCUUGCGGUUAUGGCGAGUGUAACUUCGGUCAAUCGCAUAAAAAUCGCCGGGUUUCGUGAAAAGUCAAUCAUUCUUUCACGGAGACGUUUUAAUUGUGGUGGACGAAUGACAAACUAGCGAGAUACUAAGUGUCACGUUUCGAAGAGUUUUGCUAUGGAAAAAGAAUCGCUCGCAACCACCGGAAGAAAGAAACCGUAUGUUUCCAUACGGUAUAGCAUCGACACGUUAAUUACAGUUUUAUGAAUUUUGUUGGCGAUUCAAACUCGGAAACAGAACGGAUCCGGAUCGGUGAUUAAUAGAAGAAUCGAUUUCCGUCGAGGCAAAACAAUGGCCGAGCAAAGUUUGUUUCAACGAAGGGGCGAAUCAAAUGUAAAUUGCACGGCAUUGCGCGACGCGGAACUAUUUCACCAGCGAACACGAAAUUACAUUUUAGCGGGAAUCAUCGUCACAGAAGCUGUGCUUUCUCGUUCGUCUCGCCUUUUGCAAUGGCCGAUAAACCGCGAGACAGUUACUUCUGACUGAUUUUUUCCAGUUCUCGAAGAAAUUGAUAAUUUCAACGUGUCGCGUCGAAUUUCAAUGAACCCGGGAUUGCCAUAUAGCAGAACGGUUCGAUUAACGAAGAACGAAUUCGUGUGAAAUCUGGUGAAAUCACAGAAGAAAGCGGCAAAGUCGAGGCGUCGGGAUGCAAAGAAGAACGGUAAAGGGGAAUUCGAUAAUACCGUGAUCCCUAUGGCGAGUAGCAAUCGCAGAGGGAUAAACUCGAUUAUCUCGGCUUCCCGAACAGCGAUCAUUCUCACGAUCUCACACGGAAGAGACACAAAAAGAGAUCGUAGCCUCGAGGACCAAUCGAUCGCGUUAACGCGAAACGACCGUCCAAAGAAAACCGCUUCGAUACCACGAUAUUGCGAUAAGGGACGAACGGAUGGCAACAAUCUACCCGUUUGACCUUCCCACUUUUUCUCAAGAGGCAAACAGAAGAACCCGAGAAAGUCCGGGUUCAACGGGAACAAUCAUAAUCGACUUUCGAAGCAAACGAUUUCAGAUCCCUUGGACGUCGUCGACCGCCAAGGGAAUCGCAUUACGUCUAUCGAAAGAAAUUAAACUUACGAUUAUCUACGUGGACGAAGAGCGCGUACAGCGAUGAUAAUUCGCCUCGUGAACAGACAUGCAACGCGAACGAAGAGUAAGAGUGAAACGUCCGAGAUAGCGGUGAUUUUAAUCGACGAAGCUAACAAAGUGGAACGAUGCAGUUAUCAAAUACUCGAUAGAAACAUUGUUUCAGCGAUUUCAACGUAAACCAGUAGAUCUCCUUUAAGUACAAGACAUAGAGAAGCAAAGUUUGCAAGAACUUUUAUACAGAACGGUGUGCAAGUUCUCGUUCGAGCGAACGAUUUAACGUACGGUCUUGUUCGUUCCAUUGUGAUCGAAAGAACUCGACUUGUCCCGUAUUGGUUAAGCUUAACAGCAGCUCUUUCCCACUAACAAAUUUUAAUCGGUCUCGUACAGCGAAUAGAAUUUCGCGAAUCUUGGCACGUCGGCAGCCAGAAGGAAACGCGAUGUACGUAUCUAUACACCCCAAAAAUCGAUGAAAGGAAGGACACGCUGCAGCAUCUGACGAUAAUCUCCGAGACGCGCGUGAUCGCGGACACGCAUCGACUUGCGACUCUGAUUCCUUUUACGUACAUUCCCGCGAUUCAUCCUAUGAUUCGCUCUCACACGCGAUAGCGACGAUUGUUAGUCACCGCGAGAGUCGAUUAAUUAUGUCACGGUUUCACGAUAUGCAAAUACGCGCAUCUGGAUGCGCGGGCUGAUACGUCGCCAUUCACCCAGGGAUUAGCGGAGUUCCCCUUCGAUAGAAGACUUUUCCAAUUACAUUAAUACCCGAUGAUACCGUCGAACAAAACAGUUCUCAAGUGGAAACGACCGACAUUGCUCAAUUUAAUUCGUAGCCGUAAUUAUUUAUAACUAUUGGAUUCCUAGAAAUAGAAAACUGGAAAUAGGGAGACGAGUAUCAAACUGUGAAAUUAUAAUAUAUCGCAGAUGUACACACAAGAAAUUAACAAAACUGUCAUGAAGAUCAAGCAAAUCGAAUUAGAAUCGAUACUGUUUCAGAACACACGAGAACGAUACGAAACUAGAUAACACUUUGGGAUCUCGAUAAAAUAUUCGUCAUGUUACCAAAACUAUUAGUUCUCGGCUCUCACAAGGUCAAAAGGUAGUGAGAGUCGAAUUAAAAUAAUAAUAAGACGAACGUAUUAAGAUUACGUACUGAAGAAUUGAAUCGAACAUAAGCUUAAAUCGUUCGAAGCAAAGUAACAAAGACAAAUUCAUUCCCGAGUGAAUCUUCUCCUGAAAGAAAAAUCUACAGUGAAAAAACGAUCUAAUUUCAUAGGUACUGAUAUGUAUAUAAGUGAUAAAGACAAGAAAUAUUUUUGAAGAGUGAAGCAUGAGAUUGAAAGGAAAUAAAGAAAAAGACUGAUGAAGAAUCGGGUGAAAAGAGAAAACGAAGAUACUUGAAAACGAUGGAAACAAGCCUAAAAAUUUUCAACAGCACCAGUUACUACGAUGCUGGACAAUUAUUGGAAAAUUUAUCGAUUAAAGAGACCACGAGAGAACCACUCGAAUGUAAACAAGAAAUCAAUUCGAACGGUCUGUUUGAUUUCAUUAUCUAUGGCGUGCUGAUGAACCUGAUCGGUCUUUUUGGGAUAUUCGGUAACGCGAUUUCGAUGAUCAUUCUCUCGAGGCCGCAAAUGAAAUCGUCCAUCAAUUACUUGUUAAUUGGCCUAGCCAGAUGCGACACCGUCUUAAUUAUCAUUUCGAUAUUAAUUUACGGCUUACCUGUUAUUUACACGUACACUGGCCAGCUGUUCGACUACAAGUUCAUCGUGCACCCGAAGAUAGUCCGAUUCUUGUAUCCAUUAUCAUGCGUAGCGCAAAUAGCAACGGUGUACUUGACUCUAACUGUGACUCUAGAGAGAUAUAUCGCAGUAUGUCAUCCUUUACAAGCUAGGUCUUUUUGUACAUACGGACGAGCUCGAGUAGCUGUAUUGGCUAUCGUGCUAUCUUCCUUUCUUUACAAUCUACCAAAAUUUUGGGAGGUAGAUUACUAUGCGGAAGUUCAUUGGAAGUACAAUGUUACUAUAUACUGCAUAUAUCCGGCAGACUUGAGACGCAACGACUUGUAUGUCACCAUUUACGUCCACUGGAUGUAUUUCUUUAUUUGUUACCUGUUUCCCUUUCUUGCUUUGGUGAUAUUCAACGCUGCCAUUUACCAAAGGGUGAGAAAAGCAAAUAGAGAUUUGCAACAGCUUUCUCGACAUCAAAGACGCGAAAUCGGACUAGCAACCAUGUUGCUUUGCGUGGUGAUCGUUUUCCUAAUCUGUAACAUCCUACCGCUAGCCUCAAACAUUCACGAGACCUUCUUCAGCGAUCCGCCACAUUGGUUGGUGCAGACAGGCAAUCUUCUCGUGACAAUUAAUAGUAGCAUCAAUUUCAUUAUCUACGUGAUCUUCGGUAGGAAAUUCAAAAGGAUAUUUUUGAAGCUGUUUUGCAAUUCAAAGUUAUUCCGACCUGGCAGAGACAGUCCAGAAUUUCAAACUUACGACGAGUCGAUCGUUACCAAUAUGACCAAUAUAGAAUUAAGGAACUCUAUCAGACAUUAUCACGUAAACAGAUCGAGUACUAUCAACAGGAAUAACAAUGUCUCGAAUGGCAGUAUGCGACAAAGCGUGAAAAUAUCAGCAAGACCAGCCAGUCCAGGACCUUGUGUGUAUUAUCCUGCAAGGAGCCCUGUCAGAAGCCCUAGUCAGAUCUCCGCAACAUCAAGUACACAGAAUGGAUGGAGUAAAAAAGAUGUAAAUUCUUCUUUGUAAUAAAUCUUAAAUAUUUAAUCUAAUCGCAAUAAGUCGACGAUCAUUCGUGAAUAACAAUGAAUAUCUUUUGUGCACCAAACAAGAUGAAAUAAGAAAAUCUUUUUGUACAAAAAUCAUUCAAAUUGAACGUAAUCAGAUAAGCUUGAAAAUAUUGGUGUUUAUCUGUCUUGCUAGUUAAUUUUCGGACAAAAAACAGCAUCGAUAUUGUAAAUUUAUUCUCAUAUGUUAUUAAAUAUUAAUUCAAUCUCUUGAAUUAUUUCAAUUUUUAUUUAAGUUUUACGUACACUUGUUAUCUUUCUUCUUCUUUUUUUUUACAGUUACCAUCGAUAAAAUAAUUUACACAUACUUAUUUUUAUAAAGACUUUAAUAUCAUAUAAUAAUCACAGAUAUUUCAGAAAUGCGAUGCAUUUUGUCACAGAUUUCAUACAACUGCUUCAUAAUGUACAUAUUGUAUACGAGACAUUUUAUCAUCGUAAUGAAUAUACAUUACUUAAAUAUGUGUAAAAGGUCAUCAUUCUCCGAAGUUUGAUGCGCGAAUUAGGAAGAAAAUAAUAAAAUUUGAAAAAACAUAUUUUUCGACUAUUAGACAAACAAAAGAUAUUCAGUAACAAGAAUAUUGUUGAAAAAACAAAACAUAAAUCAGUACGUGUUUACUUGUUACAAAACGUAUAAAAGAAGUGAUUACCUUAUACAAGCAUAAAAUUAUUUCUUAUAAGUAACUGAUAUAUAUAUAUCAGUUACGAAAUAAUUUUAUAUUGAUAUAUAUAUAUAUAUAUAUAUAUAUAUAUAUUAGUUAUGAAACGCAUAUAUAUGUAAAAAGGCAUUCUCGCGUUGUUGUAAUUCACAAAAAUUUUAGCAAGUUGUAAAUAUACUCAAACUAUUUUGAUAUGUUUAAAUAGAGACUUAUAGGUGAGACUUAUUUUUGUUGUAUAAGUUAUAUCUAUAAUGUCCACUAUCUUUUCUGAAAACAGGCAUUGAAAGAGAAAUGACCAAAAUAAGAUCAACGUUCCCCAUUACUCCUAUUCUUAUAAAUAAGCUGAAUUUAUUUGUAAACAAGAAUCAAAAAUUUACGCAAAUACAGUAUUAUCAACAUUUCUUCAGCACUGCUUACACUGCUUGAACGAAUGUAAAUAAUAUCCAAAUACGAUAGGAAUAAAAUUUCACUCGAUUUUGUAUCUUGAAAAGGGUAAAAAAUAGAUAAAUAUUUAGAUCGCGAAACGAUUCGGUUAUUUCGAAACGUCAUUUAUAAUAGAAUACUUGGAUGUGUAUAACCGAAACAUUGAAACACAAAAAUAUUGUAUUCGUUAUAGCUCACUUAUUAUUCUAAGAUGCUAAGGUGUAUUAUACUGAUCAAAAAAAUAAAAACAUUCAUAUAUGUAAUAAUUAAUAUUUAUGUUUGUCAUAUAACGGUCUUCCCUCCGUGUAAAAUAAGCACGUUAUUCACUUCAUUGAAAUCUUUUAUCUCAUAACUAAAAAAGUAUGCCUGUAUUUUUAUUUUUUUAGAUCUAUACCUUAGUACUUUAGAAUGGAAUACAAACAUGUACCUGAAAUUAUUUACUAUGAGUAGAUCGUUUAGAUUCUUUUAUAUUAUGUCGCAAUAAUUCUUCUGUGAACUUCGAUAUACUUUUGUUAAGAAUAUUUCAUGUAAAAGGAGAUAUACAUGUUAUCAAUAUAUUUCGUUCUAUUAUUUC